This is a messenger RNA of Nematocida parisii ERTm1, 702 nucleotides long. RefSeq lists its product as uncharacterized. The transcript has a single exon. The record is from RefSeq and is a predicted model, not a curated record. NCBI's taxonomy places the organism in Eukaryota, Fungi, Microsporidia. The annotation marks the transcript as partial.
AUUUUCAGAAAACAAUCAGAGAAUUGAUAUAUUUGGAAGUAUUACACUUGUUUUUGAGAGAAAUAACAAAAAAGAAAGUAUAGAGCUAAUUACUUUCCCAAUGCAGGCUAAGUUUAUAUUACUAUCUGAAUUUAGAGAUUAUUCUGAAGAUAUAAAAAAUGAACUUAUGGGCCUUAAAGAGAAGUAUUCGGACAUAAAUAAGUACACUGGAAAUAUAAUUAGUAAUUAUUUAAAUAACACUCUAGAGUCACAUAAGAAAAAAACACUAGAACAGAAUCUGGAUAUGCUUAGUAAUGCACUAAAGAAUGAAAAUAUUCAAAAUAGACUAGUUUUAUACGGAUAUAUAGGUGAUGUAGACUAUAAAAUAGCUAUAAUUAACUACUUCUGCAUCACUAACAGAGACCGCACAAGAGACAAUCAACUAUUGUGCAUUAUUAAAAAUAUUAUAGGAAAUACACUUAUUAAUAAUCUAGAAACCAGAAAGAAAAUACUUCCACAGAUAAUGUACUUCACUGAGCAUAAAGAACACUUUUCAAAUAUUGAAUAUGAUUUAGAAAAUAUGCCUACAGCAGAAAUUGAUGCUGGCUUACUUAAAGGUUUAAUAGGCACUAUACUUUACACGAACUGCUUUAAAGAAGCCUUCUUAGAACAUUUCAGUUAUUUCUUGAAGAAGUCUAUUCUUUACAAGAAAGAAUUACAAAU